Molecule: messenger RNA, 1931 nt
Organism: Scomber scombrus (Atlantic mackerel)
Lineage: Eukaryota; Metazoa; Chordata; Actinopteri; Scombriformes; Scombridae
Gene: cpsf4
Product: cleavage and polyadenylation specific factor 4
Exons: 8
Coding region: 270-1070 (266 amino acids)
Molecular function (GO): RNA binding; zinc ion binding
Source: RefSeq, a predicted model, not a curated record
CUGCGCGCCUCCCAUCCACUAUUAAGCAGCCCUGUGACAAAUAAACAACUUAUAGAGCAAACUUUGUAUUGAAAAGCUCCGGUAAAGUCACAAAUCGCAGCAGCUCCUGGUGUUUUCUACACCGUGGAGCUCGCUGCUUGUCUUCAGCUCGUCAGUUAGCCCCGGCUAACAGCUAGCUCCGUUAGCAACAUUACUAACAGGCUCAACUCCGAGCUAACUAACUGUAAGUGACAUUUACCUGACGGGAGCGCGACAGACUAAAAGCAAGCAUGCAGGAUUUACUGGCCACCGUGGAUCACAUCAAGUUUGAUCUGGAGAUCGCUGUGGAGCAGCAGCUGGGGGCACAGCCGCUACCCUUCCCCGGCAUGGACAAGUCCGGCUCUGCUGUGUGUGAGUUCUUCAUGAGAGCAGCGUGUAUAAAAGGCGGGAUGUGUCCGUUCCGUCACAUCAGCGGAGAGAAGACGGUGGUGUGUAAGCACUGGCUCAGAGGACUGUGUAAGAAGGGAGACCAGUGCGAGUUUCUCCACGAGUACGACAUGACCAAGAUGCCCGAAUGCUACUUCUACUCUAAGUUUGGUGAGUGCAGCAACAAGGAAUGUCCGUUCCUGCACAUCGAUCCAGAGUCAAAGAUCAAAGACUGUCCCUGGUACGACCGAGGCUUCUGCAAACACGGUCCCGACUGCAGGCACAGACACACAAGAAGGGUGAUCUGUGUGAAUUACCUGGUUGGCUUCUGUCCAGAAGGAAAAUCCUGUAAAUUUAUGCAUCCUCGUUUCGAGUUACCCAUGGGUGCUUCUGAACAGCCUCCUCUACCGCAACAAGCCCAGAACCAGACAAAGCCCGUGCCCACCAUCGGACGCUCCUCGCUCUCUCUAAUCCAGUUGACCAACUCCAGUCCAGGUCAGCGGCCGCAAAACCACAUGAUGAACACCGGCAUGCAGCAAAAUAACAUGGGUUCCAACAGAGGGCCUCGACCGCUGGACCAGGUCACCUGCUACAAGUGUGGAGAGAAGGGUCACUAUGCCAACAAAUGCACCAAAGGCCACCUGGCAUUCCUGAGCGGACAGUAACCUUCAGCCUCCACGUCCUUACACCACAGUGCUGCAGCUCGCCUGCCUGAUGCGAGCAGAUGAGAGGAAGAGGAAGAGGAAGCCCCUCUGCUCCACAGGCUCAAGUUCUACCUAAAAGACUUUAACUGCUGCUCAUGUGUGUCACUUCAUACACACAGGCAGUAGGGGAGAUACACAUAACGACUUUUUCUAUAUUUCGCAACAUGCUGAUACAUGAAAGUGAGAAAAAAGAAAAAGGCACUUGAGGUCACCAUCUGCGUGGCUGUGAUUGGACGACCUGACUUUUGAGUUUGUCUGAAGUUUUCUAUGUUUGUACUGUAUAUACCACUGACUAUGAAAAAAAGUAGGCAGCCAGGGAAACACAACAGGUUGCUGCUUUUUACAGCGUAUACUCCUGUUUCCUCGGGUCAUGUGACUUAAUCUGUGAUACCAAGCUACUCAUCUUGUUCUGCUACUUUGAAUAAACCAGACGGUGUCAAUGGAAUAAACCACAGAAAAUGUGAUAAAUGCCAGUCAAUGUAAAUUGCUGUUUAUACUUAAGCGGUUUCAAUUAAUCAGACUCUGAAUGGUUUGUGCUGAAUGGAACUCUGUACACCUGCAUCAGACUUUUCAUCCUCAACUACGUAUUUGUGGCAAACAUUUUAAAUUCUCAAAUAGUUCAUUAUUCUCCAGUUGUGUGUGUGGAAGCCAUGUACUGUUAAAUCCAAAUACACACAUUUUAACUUAAAGGAUAGGUGGAGGGUGAAGCAGUUAAGCUCCAGUUGUAGCUCAGGAUUACUUUUCAUUGUUUUGUUGACAGUGGAUGCAGUCUGAACAUAUUCCCACAAUCUGUGCAGUGUGUACAAAUAAAUGUUUGUUACA